Molecule: messenger RNA, 1201 nt
Organism: Macaca mulatta (Rhesus monkey)
Lineage: Eukaryota; Metazoa; Chordata; Mammalia; Primates; Cercopithecidae
Gene: DGCR6
Product: DiGeorge syndrome critical region gene 6
Source: RefSeq, a predicted model, not a curated record
GCGCGCCGCGCUCGGGACUGUCGUAAGAGGGGCGGGGCGCGCUGUGUUCGGAACUGUCGUAAAAGGGGCGGUCGCGCCGCGCUCGGGAUGACGUGAAGCUGGGGGCGCUGUCGCUGUUGCAGGCGGCUAGCGGGCGUUCGCGCCAUGGAGCGUUAUGCGGGCGCCUUGGAGGAGGUGGCGGACGGUGCCCGGCAGCAGGAGCGACACUACCAGCUGCUGUCCGCGCUGCAGAGCCUUGUGAAGGAGUUGCCCAGCUCCUUCCAGCAGCGCCUGUCCUACACCACGCUCAGCGACCUGGCCCUGGCGCUUCUCGACGGCACCGUGUUCGAAAUCGUGCAGGGGCUACUGGAGAUCCAGCACCUCACUGAAAAGAGCCUGUACAACCAGCGCCUGCGCCUACAGAACGAGCACCGAGUGCUCAGGCAGGCGCUGCGGCAGAAGCACCAGGAAGCCCAGCAGGCCUGCCGGCCCCACAACCUGCCUGUGCUUCAGGCGGCUCAGCAGCAAGAACUACAGGCGGUGGAACACCGGAUCCAUGAGGAGCAGCGGGCGAUGGACCGGAAGAUCGUCCUGGAGCUGGACCGGAAGGUGGCUGACCAGCAGAGCACACUGGAGAAGGCGGGGGUGGCUGGCUUCUAUGUGACCACCAACCCACAGGAGCUGAUGCUGCAGAUGAACCUGCUGGAACUCAUCCGGAAGCUGCAGCAGAGGGGCUGCCGGGCAGGGAAGGCAGCCCUGGGACUGGGAGGUCCUUGGCAGCCACCUGCUGCCCAGUGUGACCAGAAAGGCAGCCCUGUCCCACCAUAGCCACAGGCAGCAGAAGUCUGGGCAGAGUUCAUCUUCUGACCUUUGGCCACUGCCUUCCCAGCUGCCCACAGGGGUCCCCUGCUGAGGAGAGGCCGGGUGAACCCGGCUGCCUGUCCCCCUGCGUCUGGGACUUGCUGCCAAACGCUAGGUUGGUCUCAUAAAAGGAAGGCCGGCCCAGCCUGCCGCUGUCUGCUUCAGGGCCCGGCAGAGAGUGAGGCCGGGGGUUCUCACACCUUCUCACUCCACGGGGCACAUCCCAGCCUGCACCGCGGGCCACCCGAGUGCUUGUUCUGGUCUCAGCCGCUCCCUUGGCAGCUGCAGCCCCCAUGCAGAAGAGGCUCCGAGACCCAAGCUCUGUGUGACCCAGAGAAAUAAAGAUGCCUCAGUGUGGCCC